AUGCUCCACCUCGGCGGCUCCUACGAGACCCUCAUCCCGGACGACUGCCUCUACGGCGCGCUUCCGGACGCUCUCCUUGCCGACUACCAGUUCUGGCAACAAGUCGGCAACCGGCAUCUUGUCGGCCACCCGCGCCGCCCGGCUCUCACCCGCUCGUUCGUCCACGUCGAGCUCUGGGCCGAGCCUCUCGCCCCUGCCGCCGCCGACAGCCUCGACCUUGGCCUCGGCCUCGCCCCGCACGUUGUCACGGUUGUUCGCCGUUUUGACUCGAUCUCUUCUGCUUCGCUCUCGGCAGUCCGUGAGGCGUUCAUGCCCUCGCCGCCUGACCUCCGUAGCCUGCCAGACCAUGUCGUACUGCUCAACAUCCAUCACGCCCGCGCCGCCGGAUCGGCCACGCCGUUUGCUGCCUCGCUCGCUGCCGCCCUCCUCCGCCUUGAGGACGCUUCCCACACCCUCCUCGAUGCAGCACCAGGCGCCAAGAUCUUGGUCUCACGCGACCACGCUGGGUUAUACUGGUCGCCGGCCGCCCGCCUGCCGCUUGCGCUCGCUGGCCUCCUUGCCGCCCUUCCGCACGCCCUCGUCCUUCGCGACGCUGCAGCCUCGUGGUUUGUCCUUGUUUCCGCGCUUCACGUUCCCGCCAUCGCCGCAGCGCCAGACGCGCCGCUGGCGAGCCACACUCUGUGGCGAUCGGCGCCGCCCGCCUGGAUCGACGGCCUCGACACCAAGUCGUUCCUCUACCGUGUCCACGCCUCCAACGCCUUCCUCGUCCCGCCCUCGCUCGCCUCGGGCCUCUUCCUCCUCGCCCUUCGCCUCGCCCAUUGCGAGUACAUUGUUGCACGUGCCUCGCUCGAGUCAGCGGUCUCGGAUGGUGUUUUUGCCCCGCUCGAAGCCAAGAUGUUUGCCCUCCUCACCUCCGUCCUUGCCUCGGCGCCGCCUUCUCCGGACGCCACCGCUUUUCGCCUCGCACUCUCGGCUGUUUUCCUCAACGCCUCGCUUGCGGCGUUGCAGGGCCCGGCCAUGGCCGCCUCGCUCCCGAUCCUCCCGUGGGAUCUCGGUACCGAGCUUCAGCGGUACGCCGAGCUCCGUCUCGCUGUUCCGGCCGAUCUCGCGCUGGCGCCGGCCGCCGAGCUCUCGCUCUACCAUGCAUGGCUGAACGCCCGCGGCCUCGGCAUCGACUCGCUACCGAGCCGCUCGCUCCACAUGGCCAACCGCUACUCGCUCCUGGCGCAUGCCCUCUCGCCGCAUGCUUCGCACGCGGCGCUCCUUGCCGACCCGGGCAUGUACCCGCAUGUCCAGCGCGCGGUCCAGCAUGCCGAGCUCGCCGCCGCUCGCGCCACAGCCGCCGCGCGCGCGCGCGCUGCAUACUCUGCCGCAGCACCGAGCGCAGACCCGACGCUCGACACCGCACGCGCCCUCGUUGCGGCGCCCUACUCCCGCCCGAUCCCGCUCGGGUCGGCAGACCGCACCAUCACCGGCACGGCAGCUGCUAGCCUCCUGGCCGCCGAUCUCCCAUCGCCGCCGGCAGCUUUCCUUCUUUGCUACGAGCUUCUCACCUGCUCGCUCUCGCUGCAGCUCCUCGAGUCGGACGAUCCUCUCCUUUCUGCUGCGCUCUAUGUCCACAUGACGUGUCCUGCUGCGCUCGACCCGACAGAGCCGCUCUCGUUCUUUGACCAUGUUCUCGUCAAGCUUGCCGCCGCCCGCUCAUCCGCUCAGACUGCUGCACUCCCAGCCCUCGAGCCGCCGCUCCUCGCCCAGUCUGCCGCUCGCCAGGUCCGCGCCGCACAGGCCAAGCGCGACUCGUCGGUCUUCACCUCGGUUAUCUCGAUCUUCUCAUCGGGCGACCAGGGCUCAUCCGCCGAGGCUGCUGCCGCUCUCGCGCAGGACGCCGCGGCCUUAUUUGACGCCUUUGUGGCGCCGCUGGCGGCAGCACUUGCCGAAGCCCGGUACCCGCUGCCCAACCUUCCGCGCCUUCCGCUCUCGGUCGCGAGCUGGGCACUCUGGCCACUGCCGGCCUCGCACCCGGUCGCGGUCGCGCCGCUGCCGCAGCUCGCGCGCGAACGUGCCGCUGCCCUGGGCCUCCUUGCUCACGUCGUUGACAACUACGGCUCGCGCAACGGGACUGUCGGCCCGGUUUCGGCCUCAAACACGUCCGACCUGGCCAUCUCGGGCCCCGAGCUCCAGGCCCUCGCCCAGGUUCCGCUCGCCUCGCUGCUGCGGGUCGAGGACAUGGUUCUGUCAACCGCCGAUGGCCAACCGCGGUUGAGCAGCAUGCCGUUCAACCCGGCCUCGGUCCCAGGCGCAGACUCACCUGUUGGCGCUGCACUCCUUGCUCGGCUCAAUGGCGACAUUGCUGCCUACGCUGCCCGCGACGCCUCUUCGCUCCGCCUCGCCGCGCUCGAGCCGCUCGCGCCGUCGUCUGGCAUCGAAAGCGCGAGUCCGAGCAUUCAGGCCGCCCGCGUAGCCGACAUCAUCGCCGCCCUCGACUCACUCAAGGCACAGCUGCUUGCGGCGCACGCCACGGCAUCUGCUGCUGCUGCCGCCUCGGCCGCUGCCGCCGUCGACGCCGCCAACUACGCGCCGCACGACUCCGCCGCUGGCAUGGCGACCGUGUUCGCCAGGCUCGGGCGCACCGAGCCGUCGCCGCGGCUCCCAGCUCUCGUUGAGCUGCUGAUGUCGACCAAGGCGCCUGCUUCGCUCCAGCGGCUCAACCCGUGGCUGGCGAGCCAAGGCUCGCGCGCGCUCCUCCGCCGUGUCCUCUCACUUACUGUCGUUGCUGCGCUCCACGCCUCCCGCGUCGCCCACGUCGGUCGCGCGCUUGCCGCUACCUCGGGCCUCAUCGCAGAGCUUGGCUCGGCGGUUGUCCACAUGCUCGACGCGUCGAACCGGCCAAACCGCGCGCUCGACUCGGCGCUCAUCCAGGAGCUCGUGUUCAAAGGCUCUAAGCUCGCGGCCGAACUCGUCGCCCCGCGGACGUACUUUGAGAGCCACAAGUCUUCGUCGGCGCUGCUUUGCUUUGACCCGCGCUUCCUUGUCUUUGAGUUCCUCAACCAGCUUCUGCUCCGGUCGUCGCAAGUCCGACUUGUGAGGACCUUUGUGGCCGCCGCGUCGUGCUCGCAGUCGCUCUGUCACCAGAUGAUCAUGGGUGCCGGCAAGACGACGGUCAUUGCGCCGCUGCUUGCGCUGGUCCUCUCCUCUCCGUCACAGCUUGUUGUCCAAGUUGUGCCGGCGCCGCUCCUCGAGUUCUCACGAUCGGUCCUCCGCUCCGCCUUUGCCGCCGUCGUCACCAAACCGGUCUACACCUUUGCGUUUGACCGCUCGCGGAUCAUUGCGCCGCAGCUGCUCGAGGCGCUCACCCUGGCGCGCGCCCGCGGCGCCGUCCUCAUCACCACCCCGACCGCCAUCAAGUCGUACCAGCUCAAGCUUGUUGAGGUAUCACACGUCCUCGCGGCCCUGGCCGACUUUUCCCCGGCAGUCGAAGCCGCCAUGGCCCGCGGCGUCCUUGCCGACACGUCAAAGCUACGCUCGGCACGCCGCGCUGUCCACUCGUUCUUCUUUGCCACCCGCGAGCCGUCGAGCCAGUCGCAGCCGACGCAUGCCCUCGCUGCGAGUCCGGGUGAUGCCGCUCGCGGCCGACUGGUCAUCGGCUCCGAGGCCGAGUUUCUCGACGCCGGCUGCGCUCUGCUCUCGUCGUUUGCCCGCGAGUGGGAUGGGACGCCUGCGUCGCUGGCAGGCAUCUCGGUCGCGCUCCGUGAGCAGCACGCUACCGCCCGGGCUGUCAACGCCAUCUUCCGCGAGAGCGUGCUCAUGCUUGACGAAGUUGAUCUCAUCUUGCACCCGCUCAGGUCAGAGCUCAACUGGCCAAUGGGCAAGCAAGAGCCGGUCGAGUUUGCUCACGACGGUACCCGCUGGGCGCUGCCGAUGCACCUGCUGGAGGGCGUGGCUGCCGCGGCAGCCCUCGACGUACCGCCGCGCUAUCGCGACUCGCGCCGUGCUGUCGACAUCCUGCACAACCUCACCGCCGCGCUGCUCUCCGGCGAGUCGCAGAUGGCGCUGCAGACGAACCCGCAUGUGGUCCUGCUCGCCAAGUCCUACUACCACGCCAGCCUCAAGCCGAUUCUCGUCGAGUGGGCCGGGGUCUGGCUCGCAGACGGCUGCGGACUCUGCGGCUCGGGCGCGCCGCUCUCAGCGAGCGAGCUGACCCACUACCUCUUGUUCCGCGACGACUGUGCUGUUGACACCAACCGGGUCGUUGCUGCGCUUGCCACAGCGUGUGAGCCGGACGCCAUCAAGGUCCUCAACCUGGCACAUGACUGGCUCAAUUACUUCUUGCCGCACAUUCUGAGCAAGGUUGAUCGGGUCUCGUUCGGCCUCCUCCGCUCGCACGACCUGCGCCGGUUGGUGGCGUCGGCAGAGGCCGCUGCUCCGGCCGCCUACCUCGCCGCCAUGCCCAAGACGCGCAAGUACCUCGCGGUGCCGUUUGUGGGCAAGGACGUGGCCUCUCGCACCAACGAGUUCUCCCACGCCGAAGUCGCCAUCGGCCUCACCAUCCUCGCCUACACCUACGAAGGCCUCCGCUCCUCAGACUUUGCCACCCUCAUCUCGGUCCUCCGCGAGUCGAUGGCUGCCGAGUCGGGCCCCUACCUCACCCGCCGCACGUCCAUCAUGUACGCCAAGUGGGUGGCCGCCGCCGGCAAGACUGUCCGCGGCUAUGCCCACCUUCGCAAACUCGCUGGCUCGCUCCGUGCCGGUGUGUCAGAUGCCGACCGAUUUGCGCGGCUGGCGUCGCCUACAGGUGCCUCCAGCUCGGACGCCGCAUCUGCUGCCGCCUUUGCUGAUGCUGCUGUAGCCGGUGCUGCCGCCGCAGAGCUUGCCGAGUGGGACGACGAGCUCUGGCCGCUGCAUCUGCUCAACCCGCGCGAUGCAGGGCAAAUGGAGACCAUGUACGCACUCUUGGCCAAGUCACCGGCCGCCAUCGCUUACUACCUCGACACCUUUGUUUUCCCACGAACCAUGACCUUCCAGCCGCUCAAGCUCUCGGCGUCAGGCCAGGAGCUCGGCGGCGAGAUGCUGUUUGGCACGCGCCUCGGGUUCUCGGGCACGCCAUCGGACCUGCUCCCGCGCGAGUUCGGCUCGUGUCGCUACGAAGCUGGUGACGACGGCAAGAUGAUCAACCUCCUCACGUCGGGAAACGUCAUGUCGCUCGUCGCCGCUCCGACAGACUGGACGCCUGCCUCGCUCCUUGACAGCCUCGCAGCGCAGUCGCGGUACAACGCGCUCAUCGACGCCGGCGCCCUCAUCACCGGCAUGUCCAACCUCGAGGUGGCGGUCUACCUCCUCGACGCUGGCCUCGCCCACUGCGCUGGCGUGGUCUUCCUCGACGAGGCCGACGCCAAGAAAGUGGUGCUCCGUGUCCACUCGGUCGACGAGGACGCCGUCGCGCGUGGGCCGGCUCCGGACGAGCCCGUCUCUGGAGGCGCCAAGUACACCGUUGUCGACCUCGCCCACUGCGGCGUCGAGCCACGGCGGCUGUUCACCUUUUACGACCAGGUCCACACCACAGGCAUGGACAUUGCCCAGGCUCCGACCGCCGUCGCGCUCCUCACGCUUGGUAAGGAUAUGACGUUCCGCGACUACGCACAGGCUGCCUUCCGCAUGCGCGGCAUCGGCGCAGGCCAGCGGCUCCACGUCCUGGUUGUCCCGCAGCUCGAGGCCCGCAUCGUCGCCAUCCAGCCGCGGCUAGACCUUGCCUGCAUCGUCGCAUGGCUCCUCGCCAACUCGAUUGCCUCGCAGGGCCUGCAGGCUGCGCUUCUCGCUGAGCAGUGCAUCGCCAACGUCUACCGCAAGGCCGCGGCAAAAGUGCUUGCCACCCCAGGCGCGUCCGAGGAAGAGACUCGGCUGGCUAUCGAGGUCUUCCGCGAGAGCGUGAGCCACGAUCUGAGCGCCGCACCGGGUGGCGCCCCGCCAGGCGAGACCGGCUUUGUCGCCUUUGUCAAGUCACUCGCCUCUCGCUUUGGCCCGCUCCUCACCUCGGCUGACGAGCGCGAGACGCUCGGUGCACUCAUCCGGUCGCGCGCCGUGAGCAGCGACGGCUCGCCCAGCGGCGGGCCGGACUUACGGAUGCUCGACGCGGUGCAGGAGCAAGAGCAGGAGCAGGAGCAAGAGCAAGAGCAAGAGCAAGAGCAAGAGCAAGAGCAGGAGAUGCAGGUCGAGAAGGAGCGCGAGCAGGAGACGGCACGGUUUGCAUCGCUCCGGUACUCGCGUGCAGACGAGGGCCCGGCGCCGUGGCCGCGCGCGUCGCUCUCGCAGCCGCCCAACUCGUCGGCCUCGCACCCGUUCAUUCCACUGGAGACGUUCCGCCUCGACGCCCGCUGUCCGCAACUUGCCUUUCCGGGCUACCUGUUGCAUUCGCGGAACUUUUACAAGCCGAGCUGGACCGGCUCGGCGCGGCGGCUCAAGAACAAGAUCGUGGUGCUCGAGGUAGUCCCGCGGGCGAGCGAGCUCGACGGGUCUGGCACAUCGAGCGCGUCGGGCGGGGUCCGCCGAGUUCCUCACCUGGAGCGCGGGACCGAGGUCCGCGCCGAGUUUGAGAACGCAUUCGGCCUCCUUGUUGAGAUGGACGGCGAGCCGCGGCGGCGCGAGCUCGGCCCAGCCGGCGUCAACGCGCUCCUCGACGCACUCGACGUCCACGUAGAGGCCGAGGCUUCUGCCGGCAUGCUCGAGUGGAUCAAGGCGAGCGUGGGGAGGAGCGAGGCUGAGGUUGCACAAGUGCUAGCGGCGCAUGCGUACUACCGCGAGCAAGGUGGGCGGUACUUUGUGCUUGUGACUCUCGACGAGGCCGCGGCGCUGCGGGCGCUGGUUCACUCGGCGCGGACAGCCGGAACCGCGGCCAUGGGCGGCGGCGGGUACUUUGCGCUCCGGAUCGGCGCCGAGAGCGAGCUUGUUCUCGACGCCACCGCAGGCUACGCGCCACCGCCGCCGUCACAGGCAGACCUUGCGUCGGGCGCGCUGCGGUUCUUUGACGGUGACGUCGAGUUUGGCCUCCUCGCCCGCAACUCGGCGCUCCGCGCAUUGCAGCGGAGCGAGGUCGGAGCCCGGCGCGACUUUUUCGCAGCCACGCGCGCAGUCCGCCGCCGCCGGCAGACCGCUUCACCGCCUUCGCUAGAGACGGUCCUCGGGAUUGUGACCGAGGUCAGUGUCCUGCAUGUGGCGGCUGCGCUCGCGCGGCUGGCCUGGGCCAUUCACGCCCGCAACUGGUACCUCCUCGACGCCUUUACCGCGCUCGACGCUGACGCCGCCGGCUCGCUGACUCUGGGAGCGUUCGAGGCCGGGCUGAGUCGGCUCGGCCUCCGGAUUGCGCCAGCCGUGGCGCGGGCACUCUUCCGCGAGAUGGACGAGGCGCGCCAGGGCGUGGUCGCCUUUGACGACUUUGCGCGGCUGGUUGGGCCGGCGCUCUCCCACCGCAGCGAAUGAAGCAGACUCAUCUCGUCAGUCACUCCGCCACACCACGUCGACGGCGUCGGUGCGGAACCUCUGCGUGACCGUCGACUCGUCGAGCGAAGUGGUGAGGCCGUGCUGGUACAUGAGCAGGCCGGCCUGGGCAAUCAUGGCGCCGUUGUCGAUGCAGUAGCGCAUGUCGGUGGCAUAGAGGGUGCCGCCCCGCUCGGCCACCAUAACGCCCAUCAUGUCCUGCAGUCGCUUGUUGCAGCCGACGCCGCCCACAAUGAGCACCUCGUCCGAUCCGGUGUGGGCCAUGGCACGCUCGGUAACCUCGAUGAGCAUGGCAAAGACGGUCUCCUGCAGCGAGAAGCAGAGGUCGGCCACGGUCGCCUUGCCGCUCUCCAGCAGCUGGGGAGUGGCGGCCUUGAGGUAGGAGAGCAGGCCGGAGAACGAGACGUCCAUACCCUUGACCACGUAUGGCAGCUCGAUAAAGGUCGAGCCGUCGCGAGCAGCCAGCUCGAUGUUGUAGCCCGGCGACGGG
Molecule: messenger RNA, 7978 nt
Organism: Thecamonas trahens ATCC 50062
Lineage: Eukaryota; Apusomonadida; Apusomonadidae
Exons: 2
Coding region: 1-7470 (2489 amino acids)
Biological process (GO): protein deubiquitination involved in ubiquitin-dependent protein catabolic process
Cellular component (GO): cytoplasm; nucleus
Molecular function (GO): K63-linked polyubiquitin modification-dependent protein binding; cysteine-type deubiquitinase activity
Source: RefSeq, a predicted model, not a curated record